Pyricularia oryzae 70-15 is the source of this 1091-nucleotide messenger RNA. RefSeq lists its product as uncharacterized. The record is from RefSeq and is a predicted model, not a curated record. Bases 391 to 834 code for a protein of 147 amino acids. The transcript has a single exon. Lineage: Eukaryota; Fungi; Ascomycota; Sordariomycetes; Magnaporthales; Pyriculariaceae.
CCUUUUUACACUUGUGCCUGGCUUCUUAGAACUGAUCGGGCUUGUCCCGCGUGUUCAAAAGGACUCAAACAACCUGAUUUGGUGAUCUUCCUGUGCAGUCACCCCGUUGUAUUCCUGGGCAAUACCCAUGUCGUACCAUGGUUCUGCCACCCGUUUAUAUUGUCAUGCAUAUUUCGGUCAGAAUUCAGGCACUUCAGGAGUGUCUACGCCGCCUGGGAAUGCCGGAUUUUAUAUUCCGAUGCAGAGCGGUUAUAUCUGUUUGUGGUAUAAAUAAACGCAAGGCCCAGCGCUUGUCUUGUAGCUAAUCAUGUUCGCCACGGGCAAGAAUACUAUACCUCUCACACAUUCACUUUAAUUCACCCAAUCCACGUAGUCGAAAUCAACCAAACCAUGCCUCGCCUUCAGCUCCUAAACCUAGGCAUCUUCCUCACCAGCGUCCUGGCAUUGACGCUCCCAGCACCCGCCACGCCAGCAAACCCCGACCCGGAGGCGCCAUCACCGACCAUACCCUCCUUCGAGGUCGAGUACGGCAGCGACAGCUACCAGGCCUGCGGCUACUUCCGCCCGGGCCAGAUGCGCUGUCCAGAGGACCACGUCUGCAUCGACAACCCGCGCCCGUCCUCGUGCGGCCAGGCCUGCGACGAUUACGGCGUCUGCGUCAAGCGGGAGGCCGCACGGUGCGGCCAGGGGAUGGCGGCCUGCGCGAGCGGCGGGCGCUGCCGCCCUACCAUCUUUGAGUGCAUCCCGCGUGUGGACGGUAGCGUGGGUGAGGGUUGCGCGAGCCUCUGCUUCCCUGACUAUUGGGAUGGUGAGCCGGAUCGGGCUGUCGUGUGAAGAGCGAGGGGGAGUUGUGUGUUUCAUGGUAUUCCCCCGGUUGACUUUUUGAGAAAGAGAAAGAGGGAGAAAAUGGGGGCGGGCUAGUGGAUUCGGAAAAUGAUACACCACCUGUAGUACGCUUCAGUAUGAGUUAUCGAUGGCUCAAGUCUGGAGCACAGGAUCCAAGGAAGUCUGAGGUAGGAGACGCAGAUAUUCUGCAUAAUAUAAUCGGUAGCUUGCAAAUAGUACUCGCACUCGCACGUUCACCCCAUCGC